CCUCAUCUGUAGCCAGGGUAUAUUUCUUCCUUGGCAAAUGGUUCUUACCCAGGACAACCAUGCAUAACUCCUUUCCCUAAAGCAAUGCGAGAGUCAACGCAUCCUCCUGCCGUCUGUUGUUGAGCUUCUCAGCAGAAUGCAGGGAGCGUUGCAGACGGUACUAUGACGUCAUCAAUCUAUAUCGUCUGCCUCUUGAAGGAAUAGCAAAGGAAUACCCCGGUGUUGAUUCCGCAUCCUUGGCGUUCCGAAGUCGUGCACCAAAGUGGUGGAAAGCGCUGUAAUAGCUGUCGAAGACACAGAAACGCAAGAGGACAUGGCUUCGGACGCGACGACCAAGGCCAAAAAGCAGGGAACUUCGCCUUUCAAAAAAGUCAAGAAAGUCGGGAAAACCAUCUACAAGGUUUUGAAAUCCCACGCUGGCUUGAUCAUCCUUCUUGUGAUCUAUACUGCGAUUGGAGGGGCCAUCUUCUCAGCACUUGAGGGGCCUUUUGAAACCUCAGAGGCGAUUGCCAUGAAUGCAACGAGAGAGAAGUUCUUGGUUGACAUGAGGAAAGCACUUGGGCAAAGAAAAUGGAACGAGGAGUCAAGGGAGUUGUUAGACGAUUUUGAGGAGAAGAUGAAGUACUAUUUCUCCCAUGCCCGGGAUAUUGAGGAUGGUGAAGUGAAACAAGUCUGGACUUUCAUUGGUGCUUUGGUGUACUCUAUGACAGUCUACACAACAAUAGGUUACGGCCAUAUAGCCCCGGUAACAGAUGGAGGAAAGGUGGCCACGGUCAUCUACGCCAUAAUUGGAAUUCCACUAUGCCUCCUGGUAAUGGCUGAUCUUGGACGCUUGAUGACCAAGGGAAUCAAGGGGCUGUUUGCUCUGAUCAAACGUUUCUAUUACACCGGUCAGCUCAGCAGAAUGCGAAAAACAAAGGCUGUGGAAUUCCUGGAGAAGAAGUUGGACAUGAAAUCACAAGGAGACCUGAACAAAUCAACAGAGGCACAGACAGAGGCAGACGCUGAUGGCAAAACACUUCUCUAUGGCUACGAGAUCGACGACGAAUUCAAUCUGCCAGUUUCUGUCGCAUUGGCCAUCGUAGGAAUUUAUCUAUUUUGUUGCGCUGCCAUCUAUACGCGUUUUGAGGACUGGUCGUACGGAGAUGCGUUGUACUUCUUAUUCGUUUCCAUGAGUACGAUAGGGUUUGGCGACUUUGUCCCGGAAAACCAGGAGUUUUUCUUGGCGUCAUCUUUACUGGUUCUUUUCGGAUUGUCCCUUGUUUCGAUGACCAUUACGGUCCUUGUGGACUACAUUGCCGAUCUUUAUAAGAAAGCUAAGGACAAGAUCCAGGCAAAGGUCACGGCCAUCGGAGAUAAAAUUGGUAUUGACGUGACUGCGUUGGAUAAACUGAUGACCAAAAACGAUGACGACGAUGACAAUGGAAAGAAUGUGGAAGAAAAGGAAAACGAAGACCAAGAAGCCAAAGCGGACGACGGAGAGGUUGAAUCAAAAAGCGAACCGGAAGCUGAAACGAAGAAAAAGGAGACUGGGGAGGCGGCUGAUGGAGAAGAAGAAAAGGCACCAACGCCAACUGAUGGAAAGUCAAAGAUUCCACAGAGAAAGAAAGACGAUUGAGCAUUUAUGGUUGCUCUUCCCUCAAAUAGUGUGUGAGAAACAGUGUAUGUGCUGUCCUUGUGAAUGACAUACACACUGGGCAGUCACACAUGCAGGCCGUACACUAUGAAUGCCCAUGUACCUGACACAUACGCUGGACACCCACACAUGCAUGCGCUGCGAACACUAUGACUGCCAGUUGAGAAGAAUUAUACAGUCCAUCAGUCAACCAUGGUCAGAUUAUACAUGCUCCAAAACAUAACACGACAAGUAACCAUACUAUCGAUUUCACAAAGCAAUUUGUUAAUUGUUGACUUCAAUUUACACUGUGUGGUCUCGGGGUCGAAACCCGGUUCAGUGACCAUGUCCACCAAAGCUCGGAUUAUAGAUUGUACAUGUAUGGCACUUGAAUUGACUCGUGUUCUUAAUCCUUGCAAAACAGUUUGGACAGGUGGCAAUAGAAUGUGAAAGGAACAAGUAUAAUGAGCAGUCUAUAUACAAGCUUUUCGUCGGAUUGUGAAAUUAACAAAGUCAAGAGAAUUGUUGUUCUUUGUAGGAAAGUAAGAUAAUGCUCGAAAAAUACUAUUAUGGAUUGUAACUGAACCUCAAUCCGUUUUAUCCAUUUUGGUGACGUUACACACGUAUACCGUAUUUACACACGUAUACCGUAUUUACACACGUUAAUAAAACUCACGAUUCAUUUCUGACUGUCACAUCGUUAUUAUAAGGUUGGACAUCUAAAUUACAAGAACAAAGACUGACUAUUUAUUUUUCCCAUACAUAUAAUGAGUGGUGCUAUGGCUAUGAUCUUUACGCAUAUGGACGCCUUCAACAUCGCAGUUUUUUGCUCUCAAUACGAUUUUGUAAUUUGCUCAUGCCGACUUACCGGCGGUGAACGUCAAUCCCUAAAUGGAAAUAUGAAAUAUCGAUUUCAUGAUGAAGGAUGGAUAAUAUGCACACCUCUGGUAGAUCAGCAUGCAAGGAUGUAAUUCAUCAUGUAAAAGGUACCAGAAGUUGAUUGUUUUUUCAGGCUAACUUUGUGAAAAGCGUUUCUCUUUCUCAGUCGAAUUCAAUCGCCAGAACGGAGUGUAGAUGUCUCCGAGAUCGGCUAAAUGGUAUUGCGUGUAAUUGUCAAUGUUAUCAAUACAUGUAUAUCACUAACCUGUUGUUUAAAACCACUUUUUUCUUUAUAUAUGUGUAUAUACAAUAUUUAAAGAUUCCUGUUCAUUUGCAAAUAAAAUCAUGUGUUAUCUCAUUAAACUCCAAACCUGGUUCAUCU
Molecule: messenger RNA, 2876 nt
Organism: Lineus longissimus
Lineage: Eukaryota; Metazoa; Nemertea; Pilidiophora; Heteronemertea; Lineidae
Product: TWiK family of potassium channels protein 18-like
Exons: 4
Coding region: 314-1618 (434 amino acids)
Biological process (GO): potassium ion transmembrane transport; stabilization of membrane potential
Cellular component (GO): plasma membrane
Molecular function (GO): outward rectifier potassium channel activity; potassium ion leak channel activity
Source: RefSeq, a predicted model, not a curated record